AUGCAGGCGGGAAGGUGGUCGUCCUCGCCUUCCCUCGUCGGUUCGUCUCGUCGAACUGCUGUCGCUGUCGUCGUCGUCGUCGUCGUCGUCGAGCGAUUCGAAGCGCAGUGCCGUUACGUAAUUUUUAUAUCUUCGUCGAGACAUUUGUUUUUGAAAUCCCUGUCGAAGCUAAAGCAGCAAGAGUACCUGAUGGAGAAGAGCCUGGCCAACCUGAUGGAGAAGAUGAAACUGGAACCCGAAGUUCUACGACCCGUUUUGCAUAAUAUGAGUGACAUCUCGAAAAACAGGCGGGCCUUUCUGGACAGCAUGAGAAAACCGUUGGAGGAAAUUACCGAGGAGCUGCAGUCGGCACAAUCAGUCACGGAUAGUCCCGAGCAGAUCCAAAACUUGGAUACAAAUGCGUACAAGCAACGACUCGUGAGAUUGUCGCAGAAAAUUCGGGACUUUCAGGAGUCCUGCCAGCUGCAGACUACAACUUUGUCGCAGGAGCAAACCGCUCUCGAAUCUGAAUUACGUGAAUUUGAAUCGAAUUUGCAUAAGUAUGAGAAUGCAACCGGUAGUAUCGGCAAACCGACGUCCGCCGCGUCUUCUAAGGAAAAUAAAAAGUGUUAUGAUUAUAAGGAGAUCGAGAGCUUCCACGAGUUAAUUGCUAAAACAGGCCACACUGAUAACUGGAGCGACGAGGAUCACCUGUUGUUCCUGAAAUUGCGGAACAAGUGCAGCAACAUCCCUGCCCUGGUGGCUGCCAUUCGAGUCAAGUGUCCGGAUCUGACGGUGGAAACUAUAGUGAAUCACGAGGCAUGGUACAAGGUUUAUCUGAGCCUGCGUGAAAAGCAACGAUCGAGCGUCAGAGAGUGGCGCAAACGAAAAGAAAUGGAGAAGAUGAAGAUGAAGGAUCGCGAGGAUGAAAGCGGGGCCGAGACCUUGGAGGGAAUUUCGCGCGAGAGAAGAGACUACAAUGUCACGGAAGAUCCUUCGACCUGCGCGAUGGAUAAAUGCAAUGGGAGACUAACGAAGAUUGGCAAUUCCGUUGAUAUCAAUGGCCAGAAGAAGGAAUUAAUAAAGCGGUGGAAAAAGGAAAGAGAGAAUAAACGUUUGAUGGACGAGGAGCAAUCGAGGCUUCUGAUGGAAUCGAAGCUUGCCGCGCAAGAGAAACGCAAGAGGGAAAGAUUGGAAAGGCUUCGGCAAGUUUUGGCGGAGCAUCGCGAGAGAAAAUCGAUGGAAGUUUCUUCCAACGCUUCGAAAGGCGAUUUGAGAGCGGGACCGAAGUACAAUCCGAUGUUAAUUAAGGCCUUUAGGACGCAAGAUGCAGAAUAUACAAGAAGGAAGAAGCACUUGAUAGCGAGGCGGAGAUUGGCUAAAAAUCAGACGGUAAAAAUCGUAAGAUCACAAAUCGUGCAAAGGCAAGAUCACUCGACUUUGCUCAAUUCGACUCAAGUAUGGAGAGAAAAAUGUAGAAUGCACGAUUCUAACGUAUGUCCAAUGGAGAAACAAGGAAUCGAUGGAGAUCAAAGACACUCUGACAUUUUCUUGAGGUCAAAACGUCUUUUUCCUUUCGGCCAAAGUGCACUCGCAGCGAAGAAGGCAAAAGAAAACACGAAACAUUGAUAUACGCUUAAGUUUAUUUUCUUUACAAACGUACCUUUUUGUUUCCUUCAGACGAUGAACAUAAUAAGUUAUGAGUAAACGAGUGUUGAAUUUAUCCGAGAUCGCCCUUUUACGCGUACUCGGCUUUACAAUUAUAUACCAAAGUUCUCUCUCCGCGUUUGUCUCCGUUAAUUUCACUUUAUUUUCAGGAGCAAAAGUGGACGAAAGAAAACGAGCAGGGAAGAUAAUUACCGUCGUCGUCUCGGAUAACUUCAACCCCCGACAGGUUUUUACUCAAAUAUAUAUAAUAUACUUUCUAUCAAUCUUUUUCUGUUUGUUAAUUCGAGAUAUCUUUUCGUUUAGAUUACCAAAUACAAAAACACAUAGGUGUGAUACAAUAUAUAUAAUAUAUAUAAUGCUAUGAUACAAAAGAGUGUCUCGUAUCGCGCCGAAUACGAUAGCUCGGCGACAGUUCGACGACUCACCCGCGGUACUUUUAAAUUCUUUUUUAAUAAUUAUCACUAUUAUUAAUUACUAUAUUUGUUUACAUAUUGCGGGAUAAUCUUACACGACGCGAUACGGCGACACCUCUCACUCUUCUGUGAGAAUACGCGCAAAGACCCUAAAAUGUACUCUUUUUUUUUUUACCUCUUGCUUUUAGACAGCAUUUAUAUUUAUACUCUUGUUUUUAUUUAUUUAUAUAUAUAUAUAUAUAUGUGUAGAAAUAUAAUUAUUUAGAAUUUAUAAUGCAUACUUAGGAGUUUGUUUUAUUACAACGAACGAUAAGUCAUGUUUUAACAUACGCUCGGGUUUAUUCAUGCUCUCUCGAUUGACACACGCACACAUACACGGCAUUGCUUCCGCGAUUUCCUUUUUAUCACUAACCUCUGCCCCAAAUUCAAAGAAUAAAUAUAUACAUAUGUGAACAUUUGUACAGCGAAGCCUCCUUUUCAUCCCCUGUAACGUAUCACUAACAUUUGUUUCCUUAGUCAACAUGUGAAGCCUAUGUGUACUGCGCUGUCUCUCGUCUCGGCAGACUAAUUUUUACUCUAACAAUGAUAAUCCCGCUGUCCUUUCGACCAACAGCGGCUUUUCGGAUAAAAACUUCCUUUCUCGAAUAUGAAAGUCGACUAAACGAUCAUCGAGAAAAAAUGUUUGCACACCUUUUUUUUCAAUGAAACGCUCCGAAGAGAUGUCUCACGAGAAAACUUCAUAGUGAAAGAUAAUCGCGAACGUAAGUUGUAACCCUACAAGUUCGUUGAAAUUGGAAAUAAAAAAAUCUCUAGUAAGUAAGCGAAAUAAAAUGUUUAAAUUGAUCUCAUCGUGUUUACGGACAAUGGCAAGAAAAGAACAGUCGGCGACAAAAACGAAAGCUUUUCUGAGAGGGUUUUGGAAAACGCAUUAGUUAUUGAUAAAUUUUAUUAGAAUCUUUACAUUCGUGAAUUAUUUACAGAUAUAAUUGCAUAUGUAUAUAGCUAUCGUUACGGUUUCGAAAAGAAAGACUUCCUCGUAUUUCUCGUGACAAUACUGAAGAGGCUGACUUCGGAGAGAACUGCUGUACCAAAGCCGCGUGAGAGCAUGUAGUUUCGUUUGUAGAAGUUUUUACCUUUUUGCUUCGUUUUCCGCGAUAGAAUUUGUCGAUCAAUUAUAGAAAUAUGCGGUAUAAAAACGGUAUAAAAGAACCACUAGUCUUCAAGCGAUGUCACGACGACGUGCAGAGAGUACGAUUCAGAAAUUGUUUCGACGUAGUUAGCAAGUCGACCAAUAUUUUCAAUCAUUUCCCCUUUUUCCUUUCGCGUGUAACACAGCUCGAUUCAAAGUGCGAUAUUAUUAAAUUGUGAACCUGCGAGAAAUAUUCCUGCAGGCUUUACCGUCUCUUUCGACCUGUAUUAUGAAAUUAAAAAAUACUGAAGAAUCUGAUUUUCUCUCAUGAAGCUCGCUCAUAUUUCCCAGACAGAAAACAAUUAGACGAGUAUCUAAUUGAUAAAUUGUUCUUUCCUACUUAUAUUUGCACGCAUUGGGAAAUAAGUUCUCGCUUAGCUCUAGCAUUGCACGCUUCGAGGACGGUACAAAUUCGGAAACAAGACACCACGAGGUUGCGACUUGCUGGCAAAAAAGUCGUAAUACGUGUGAUAAACUAAUGACAUUUCAAAUGUAUUUUUAGAUAAUCACAGUAUUCGCAAUAGGAAAAUUGUAAUGACUUAAUGUAGAAAAAAUGUUAUUACUUUUACAGCACAAUGUAAAAUUGUAUACAUUUUGUAUACAAUACGUACAAAAUUGUAUAAUAACAUUUUUUCGUAAAGAUACUUAUAUUGACAACAAUUGUUGCGAAUAUAAUAGGUAUUUUACACAACUUAAUGCCCGACAAAUCAAUAUCGCACCUGUCAGGAAAAUCAGAUACUACAAUUAUUUUGUGCAUAUAUUAUCGAUCACGUUACAAAAAGAAAAACUAAUCCCUCCGCAAUCAAGCCUCUCGCGUCGAAGUCAAACUGAUCCGCCGAUUGAUAAAUAAUAAUAAUAAUGAUGAGAUAUACAUAUAUAUCGAGGCAAGCGAAUCAACUCAUAUAAAACUAUUUGAUACAUUAUAAAACUAAUAAAUUAAUAAUAAUUUCUUGGAGAGGCCUCAAAGUAGAAUACAAAUUUUCGAAGUUUACUGACUACCAAAAGUUUUCAUUACGAUUUCGCAAUCCCUUGUGACAAGAAAAACUAAUGAAAAAAAUGCGAAUGGUUAAGAAGCGAUAAAAUCACAUACGCAAAUUUCCAGUACUCCGAAAGCGAGAAAAUGAUUUUACGACCAAUGAUUUUGUGCGAGAUUCGCGCGCGUUGCGCAAAACAGCGCGCGACGGUUGCUACAAUUACGUUUCGCGUUUUGCCUCCGCCCGGAUCCGACAGUUCGUUCGUAAAAAACUGGUGUUCUGCAGUCUUUUAUACGGUACUCAGCAUCUCGAAUUUCUAUCAAAAACGAGACCGGUCAUUCUUUUUGUUUUCUAAGAGAAUUUAAUACACUACAUAACCGACUCUCACUAAUAUCUAAACGUCAGAAAACGCACGUAGUCCGAGUUUACGCUAAAUGGCCAGAUAGUCGACGACGUUCCCAUACAGCAGUCUGUUAGCACAUCCGACGGAUAGAAAAAUUUCUUUUCACAGACGGCAUGAUUAUCACUUUACGGAAAGAAAAUUAAUUUCCGAAAAUCAAAUAAUUUUAUCUACAAAAUUAAAACGAUUAUUUUAUUCGAUCUUUAUAUGCGCGUUAAAUACUCGAAGAAUUGAUUCUGAGAAUCAGAAUAAAGAUAAGAAAAACGGGACAAAGUUUUUUUCCCCCCGGGAUAAAAUUCCUACGCACGCUUCUACAGUCAACGCGUAUCCUUAGUACGAAUGAAUUUAUACGCGUUUUGCUGCCAGAUUUCUUAACGUGAUGUAGACGGGUGUACAUCUGGUCCUCGAUAAAGCGCGCGUUCAAUCGCAAAUCAAGAGAACACUUCUAGAUUUUAUGUUUAUCAAUAAAGUUAUCAAAUCCGCAAACACAAUGCGAAAAUUGGCGCAAUAGUUCCUAAUGAUCGAAUAUAAAUGCAUCGCGUCGCUAAUAAUCGGCAAAACACCUGUUCGUGAAAACGCAAAAGAAUAUCUUCCCCGCAGGAUAAGCUCGCACAAAUCGCAUCUGACAGAGCUGUUAAAUUUAACAAUUGUAUGUAGAAUCAAUAGCUAUAAAUUAGCUUUCCGUGUUAAUGAGAAAAAUUGAGAUAAAACUGAAUGGAUUCCCAACACUAUGCGGGAAAAAGUUUCACAAUUUUUUUCUGAAAUUCGUUUCUUUCUUAGGAAAUAAGGAUGUUCGCAAAAAGAUUAAUAUAUCAAAAUUUGUUCUUAAAAUGCAUUAUAAAAUCUUGAUAUAAAUAAAGUGUAAACUUUGAUAUAAAGUUUAAAUUUUCGAAAGAAGAAAAGUAAAUGAGAAAAUAAUAUGAUAGACCUGCAUUCUCUAUACACUCAUAUUAGCAUCCAUUAAAUUUUUUCUCAGAAAAAUCUCGUUAAUUACCGCGAAAUGUAUGCUAACGAACCGUCGUUAGCGAAUUCCUCGAAGCGUUCAGCUACAAGAGAAAACGAAAACAAUUUCAGCACAAGAACGGAAGUUCUUUCAUCAGAACGGCCGUCGUCGUCUUCGUCUCCAAAGCCGGAAAGAUACGAGGAUGCUCCGAGAACUUAAAUCAUCACAAUCACCCCUGAUAUUCGCGGCAUCGUGGAGUCCCGAUAGAAAAAUACUAGGUACGUUUAAGUACCAGUUUGAUUUAGCCGGGCAACGUAAGGACCAUCAGUCUAUUUCACGUUUGCAUCCUGUCCCCAUGUAAAGAACGCGACGAUGUCUCAUUUUUUUCUUCCCUCCUUUUUUAUCGCCCUAUUUGUAAACUAUAAAUGUAUGAAACAGAUUAAUAUUCGCCGCGACAGAAAGAAAGUCAUACAAUUCCUUUAUGAUGUUCGAAAUCGCGGCUGUUUUUAAAUCUGUUAUUAACGUUUGGAUUUCUAAAUCAGGAAAAGGACAUUUCUUCUGCUAAUGUAUACCGAUUCGACAAAUCAAUGAUAUUCUUCCUGAGGCGCAGCAACGGCUAUUAUAUACUGGCAAUGGAAACGAAGACGAUGGCGAAGGUUGCAAUCCUAAAAGUUCUGUGGAAUUUUUGUUUAUCGCUUUUCAGACAACUAGAUAUUGCAUUCUACAAAUGAUUUUUCAAGUAUUCGAGUAUCUCAUUCGAGUAUUAAUAUAAAAUAUUAUUAAAAUUUUCUUUUGCUUCUGAAUUUCCAAAGGUGACUCAAAUUUUAGAAUCGCAUCCUUCGAGUAGUUUGCAUUACACUAUGAAUUCUGUCUCUGUCGUAUUACGCCAAUAGAUCCCGCUUUUCACUUUCGUCGAGAGAAUACGCCAUACACACACACGCGCGCGCGCGCGCACACACACAUACACACUAUUGUUUAUCUCUAUAAGCUUGUAUAAAAAAACGAUACCUUUUGUCUGUUCUUAUCUUUCCUUUUUUUUAUCGUUUUCGUCGUUUCGUACACCAAGGACGAGUGAGUGCAUGAAGCAAACUAUAUUGGGACAACAUGAAUUCUGAAUAAAUACUUAAUAUUACAACAAAAUCUUAAGUAUUCUUCGUAAAUGUCACCGCUAUAUAGUUUGUAAGAAAAUAAGAUACUUUACUUGAAGAUUUUUAUGUACAGAUAUUACAAACAACGUUUCGUAAUGCAUAGGCAAUGCGUCCUGCUACUCUAUUAUUAUACAUACUGCAGAGGAGGAUCUAUACAAAUCCGCCCUCCAUCGAAGUUCGAUUCGUGUCGUCUGCGAAAUUUUGUGGACCUUCGGUAUUUGGUAUCGUUCUUUAAAAGCGACUUAAUUACCGCUUAUGUCGAUAAUACUGACCUGAUCUCAAAAAUCUUCGGAUAUGCUUGGCAAUUAAACGUGGGAUUUUCUGCGAUCUGUUAGCGUGUGCUUUCAGUAUCACCAAAUUUUUUGAUUGAAAAUAAAUAUUACAUUAAAUUUCUAAAUCAAAGAUUCUUUCAAGAAUUCACGUAUCUGCCAUCAAAAAUGAAUAUCUUGGAACAUAAUUAAAUAUGCGUCUUGUUUUAUAAAAUAAUUGUAGAUUGUUUAAUUCCCUGAAAAGGACC
Molecule: messenger RNA, 7231 nt
Organism: Vollenhovia emeryi
Lineage: Eukaryota; Metazoa; Arthropoda; Insecta; Hymenoptera; Formicidae
Product: coiled-coil domain-containing protein 112-like
Exons: 8
Coding region: 1-1608 (535 amino acids)
Source: RefSeq, a predicted model, not a curated record